This is a messenger RNA of Colletotrichum lupini, 1425 nucleotides long. RefSeq lists its product as uncharacterized. The transcript has 15 exons. The coding region runs from base 1 to 1425 and encodes 474 amino acids. NCBI's taxonomy places the organism in Eukaryota, Fungi, Ascomycota, Sordariomycetes, Glomerellales, Glomerellaceae. The record is from RefSeq and is a predicted model, not a curated record.
AUGACAACGGGUCUCUACCACAAAUCUCAAGUCAAGGUGUAUCAAGGAGCGGAUUCAAGCGUCAAGCUGAAGCCUGAGAUGCCGGCGACAGCGCGCUCCCGUCCCUGUGCCCUCAGCUUCACAGAUGACACUAUCAACUUGUCUGCAAUUUUGUUGCCAAUACCAGCUAGCGCACCUUCGCUCCGCCCCUCGUCCCAGCGCCUCGUUCCUGCCACGCACACCCCUUCCAUUCACCCCUCCCUUGCUCUUUCCUCCCAUGGGACGAUGAGAUGGAUGUUGCCCUCCCGCCCACGUCCCGACUCCUGGUCUCCCGGCAUCUCUGGCCAAUCCCCAAGCAGCAGCAUGCAUCGUUCUUGCCCUGAUUGCUGCAAGGGUCUGCUGGGCGUCUCCAUCAAACAGCCACUUGGCCCGGGGAGAUCCACCAUCUUUCCGCGAAUUGCUCAAAGCGUUGCGUGGACUGUGAACUGUGCACCUUUCUAUGGAUUCGUUCUAUUCUGCCAGACUCACCAAAGUGCCACAGAAUCCGUCUCCCGAGCAAUGGCCCAAGCCAUGGCGCUUUCACCGGUCUGCGUUAAACUUUACUGCCGCAUCACCUUGGCCGUCUCUUCCGCUGUCUCGCCAAAUGACCUCAUUAUACUUCGUGGAGACUUUUGUUGGCCCCCUCUCCACAUCACCAUCUGUGCCGCUUCUGUCAUCCUGCCAGCGAACAAAACCUGGCAUCCUGGUACAGCACUCACGAUGAGCGAGAUGAAGCUGCAAAAUCUUCCGGCCGCCCACUACAGCAACAUCAUGCUGCCUUUCCGGGGUAGAGGAGCAGAAGCAGAAACCGAUACGGAUCCCUCUCUCAUUAUCAGCUAUGGGCAGAGCCUUGAUGACGGAGAAGGGGGCAAGAAGCUUUCCAUGCCAUGCUUCCCCAGGGACGCCUCUUCAGCUAGAGAGUCCGCGUGUCCAUAUCGAAGGCGUUCUUCUGGUGCGGCGACCGCCGAAGAGGAAACUGUUCAUUCGCCCGAGCGCUACAUGACUUCCGACGGCAGCGGGACACUAAUGCCAUCACUUACACCACGCACGGCCGACCACAAGAAAUAUGUCGUGAAACGAUGGCAUAAGUCAACGGUCGCUUCAGAAUCGUCUCCCGCUGCACUUGACGUUAGUCCCCGCGUGGGCAGCAUCUUCCAACGACCAAAGUUUGAGACGGUCUUCUCCCGAAAGCCAAUCUGCCCCCCUCUUCGCCAGACUGGAGCCGUGAUCAGCAGUAUUGAUCGAGAUGGCUCCCGCCUUCUUGGCGACCAGUCCCCAACGAACUCGGGUGGCCAAUGCCCGACGAGACGUUGGGCUAGUUCGCCGAUGAUAGCUCGGAAGUUCCCUCCCCUGCACAUGGGAGAGCUUCAUCUCUUGUUCUCCAACUUCUCUCAGAUGGAAAUGUAA